CUGAGCUCCAGGCAUGGCUUCAUUAUUCCCACAAUUCCUCUCCAAUCCCAACCCUCAUUCUCUGAAUCAUUUCUUCACCUCCCGAACCUCCAAAAUCCCAUCACAGCAAUACAUCCAUGUACCACCCAGAAAACACUACUUGUUCAUCACCAAAUGCACUGAACCAGACACUACUCAACCUGACUUCCCAAGUCCAAACUCUGAAACCACCACCAGUGCAGAUAAAUUUCCAAUUGAAAAGCGUCGAAAAUCGGAAAUCACCCGAGACAGGAAGUCCUCAACUGGCCUGGUGAUGCCGGAGCCACCCAACUUUGAGAUUGGUUGGAAGAGAACCAAGAAGAUUCCACUAGAGAAGCCAGUAGGGUAUGUCAUAGCUGACUUCCUGGAGAAGUUGGAGGGCUUAAUGGGGCGAGAAUUCGGGUCCAGAGAGUUGCUGGUGAAGGCUGCAGAGAUUGUGGCUGAGAGAGCAAGAGAGGAAGCAGAAGUGUUGAGAGAUGAAGGCAAGGUGGAAGAUAGAAUGGUGACUGAAUUGUUUAGGGUGCUGAAGCUGAUGGAGAUGGACAUGGUUAUGGUGAAGGCUGCAGUGAAGGAUGAGACAUUGAGUGAGAGGCUUGAGCAGGCCAAGGCUAGGUGCAGGCAAGCUAUACUUGUUGCUUUAUCGUUUUAAAGCCUAAAUCAAGAACAAUCUUCUUCAUUAAAUUGUUUUGGUCCUAUGAUGAAAAGAAUCAGAGAAAAAAGCUUAGAUUUGUA
Argentina anserina (silverweed cinquefoil) is the source of this 750-nucleotide messenger RNA. RefSeq names its product protein CHLORORESPIRATORY REDUCTION 41, chloroplastic. The coding region runs from base 14 to 667 and encodes 217 amino acids. The record is from RefSeq and is a predicted model, not a curated record. Lineage: Eukaryota; Viridiplantae; Streptophyta; Magnoliopsida; Rosales; Rosaceae. The transcript has a single exon.